Molecule: messenger RNA, 2011 nt
Organism: Drosophila biarmipes
Lineage: Eukaryota; Metazoa; Arthropoda; Insecta; Diptera; Drosophilidae
Exons: 4
Coding region: 184-1206 (340 amino acids)
Source: RefSeq, a predicted model, not a curated record
UUUUAUCGUGUGCGGACGUGUCUGCGGCUGACUUGCGAACUUGAAUCCGAAAAACGUAUAGCGAAUUCCGGAAUCUUUAACUGAAAACUAUUCACGCGAUUUUAGAUGCAGUUUUUCAACGCUUGGCGCCACAACUUUGAGACUCUGAUUCGAUUGCAUUUACUUUAAGUCACAAUUUGCCACAUGCUAAAAGUGCCACACAAAAAACACAAGUUCAUCAAUAUGAGUACAACAUGGACGAGAACGGCGGCCUGGUUGCUGGGGUUCUACUGCCUCCUGUGCCUCGCUUCCAUUGCGAUGGCCCAGGGUGCCGGCAAUUCGGGAGCGGUUUCGGCCAAGGAUGUGGCCCACAUGCACAAGAGCAGGAGGAUGGACAAGCGGACGGUGGCGGCAGCGGGAGCGAGAUCGGAUCCUCUGACGGCCAUCAAACAGCCCAAACAACUGGCCAGAAGCGCUCAUGGCCUCAACAAGAAGCUGCUCAGCCAGAUGGGAUUCAUGAAGGUAAAGGCGCCCAAUAGCCACAACCGGAAGCGGCUGGCGGUUGAGUCACGACGCCACUCCUCGCGCGAUGACUCACACAUGUUCAUCAUCAAAUUGCCGCCAAAUAUGCACUACUAUGCAGGACCCGGCGCGAAGAAUUCCGUGGACACGUCUGGCAAAGGUAACGCUAAUGGUUACCCCAAUGGUGGCAACGCACCCAAGAUGACAGCGGCAGCAACAGCAGCAGCAACACCGGCGGACACACGGGCAACAUCCAGCUCGCCAGCAGCAACAUCGCCGGUUGCCGAGGCGUCGGCGUUGAAAGCUAACGGGAAAAAGGUCUCGUUUCCCUUCAGCUCGAACGGUCGACCUGGUCGCAUCUACCACUGGAACCUGCCCGUGCUGAAGGAGGCCCUGGCCAAGAAGCCGCACUUUGCCCACGUCUCGGCGGCGGACCGAAACCGGCUGCUGGACAUCCAAAGUGUGCCCACCUGGCGCCAGCCCUGGGAAAACGAGACCGCCGAGAAGGGCUUCAGUGCGGGCGGCGGCAAGGCCAAGUACCGCAAGUCCCUGAAGCCCAAGUCGCCCACCUACUACGCCCCCGCGCAGGCGGUCAGCAAGCAGAGCUUCCACAAGUACUUCGCGGGCAAUGGCAAGCCCAAGGGAUUCUACGUCAUCAAGGAGCACCAGAAGAAGCCGCAGUUCUACCAGAACAUCAUCUCGUAAUCCGGUGGAACUGGGUAUCCCUGAAACACCUUCGAAAGACUGCGGUGCCGGGCGUUCUAUUUUGCAUCUUUUCACCAGGGGCUCUCCCCUCUUCCGUCCAGCUUCCACUCGGAACUCCAGUUCCGAGUACAUCCUCACCCUAUCUGAGCACUCGAGCAACUGUCUAACAAUUGCAAGGGGUCAAGUCUAUUUUUGUAAAACGGCAAUGAAUACAAUAACAGAUGGGCUGGUCCAGGGGGGUCUAUAUAUGUCUUAAAGAUCAACCAUAUCAGCACAAAAAAGGUCAUAAACAUUUUAUAAUAUUUUUUUGAGACUUCUGUGGCGGUUAUUCAGCCACUUGGAUCAAAAUGGUAAUUUUUAAGACCUAAAACUGGAGUUUAUAUUUGAUAAAUUGAAUUUUUGAAACGCCCACGGACCAAAUAAAUCGUAUUAUAUACUCAUAAUAUAUAAUAAUCCCUGUAAGACUUAAAAGUGGAAUUUAUAUUUGAUUUUUGAAAAGCCUACGGACCAAAUUAAUCUUAAAUCCGAAUUUCAAUAGGUCCAGAUGCAAAUGCUCUUAAUGUAUAACGUUUUCAUUAUUUUCCAUUGAAAUUUCUUCAUGUUAAUAAAUUUGGAAGUGUAUAUGACCUAAAGACAUAUCGGUUGAAGCUGUAAACUCAAAACCCAUAAAGAAAAACCCUCUUAAGGACCAGCCCAAGCUGCAUUUAGCUAAGCAACUACGGCAAGCAAUAAAUUAUGUCAUAUAUCAAGCUAGGCUUAAGUGCAUGAACGAUUUUGUUUUGAUAAAUAAAUAUUGACUGAUUUU